CCCGCCCCUUCGGCCUUCGUCGAGCGGCGCCGGGAUGGGGGAGGGGGCGGUGGCGCGGGGGAGGGGGCCGAGCGAAGGCGCCAGAGCAAGAUGGCGGCGCGAGUGCUGCGGUCCCUGGGAGCGGCCGCGCCCCCCCGCCUGCGGCCAGCCCUCAGGGGCCUGGCAUCUUCUAGCAACAGACCACGGGAAGACAGUUGGUUAAAAUCUUUAUUUGUCCGGAAAGUUGACCCAAGGAAAGAUGCUCAUUCCAAUCUCCUAGCCAAAAAGGAAACAAGCAGUCUGUACAAAAUCCAGUUUCACAAUGUUAAGCCAGAAUGCCUGGAAGCUUAUAACAAAAUCUGUCAAGAGGUGCUGCCAAAGAUUCAUGAAGAAAAGCACUACCCGUGUACCUUGGUGGGGACUUGGAAUACGUGGUACGGGGAGCAAGAUCAGGCUGUCCACCUCUGGAGGUAUGAGGGAGGCUAUCCAGCCCUCAAUGAGGUCAUGAAUAAACUCAGAGAAAAUAAGGAAUUUGUGGCGUUCCGCAAGGAAAGAGGCAACAUGCUACUUUCUCGAAAGAACCAGCUGCUCUUAGAGUUCAGUUUCUGGAAUGAACCGGUCCCCAGACCAGGGCCUAAUAUAUAUGAACUCAGGUCUUACCAACUCAGACCAGGAACGAUGAUUGAAUGGGGCAACUAUUGGGCUCGUGCAAUUCGGUUUAGGCAGGACAAUGAGGAAGCCGUUGGAGGGUUUUUCUCUCAGAUCGGGCAGUUGUAUAUGGUCCAUCAUCUUUGGGCUUACAAAGAUCUGCAGUCCAGGGAAGACACCCGGAACGCAGCAUGGCAUAAACACGGCUGGGAAGAAUUGGUAUAUUAUACAGUGCCCCUCAUUCAGGAAAUGGAGUCAAGAAUCAUGAUACCCCUGAAGAUUUCACCCCUCAAGUAAAGCUGGACUCGGUUGUUCUGUGCCUACCUAGAUUUAAGUGACAAGUCCUUGUCUUCAAUUAAUUUUAUGGUAUACAUUGUAUAUCAUGGUGAGAAAGAACCCCUGACUAACAUGGGAAACUGCUGUAUGUAGCUUAUCAGAGACCUCUUUUCUUUAGACUCAACGUUCAUAUCAAAGUUAAUUACCAAAAAGAAAAUUGGCUCCUAGCAGUGCUCGGUGGUCUUUAGCGAAACUUCACUGUUUCGGUCUGAUCUACCUACCCAAGCCCGGCCCGCGGGGCAAAGAGGAGCCAGACUCCAAUUCGAAUCACCUCCUGGCAGGAAUCCAAUCAUGAAUCCGAUGUGCUAAUAUUGAUUUAGGAUAAGCCGACCUAGCGAGGAGCGACCGGCUCCCACGAAUGUCCUUCCUGUUUCAGGAAGAGCUCCGGACUCUGGUCUUUCCCUCCUCAUUCUAGUACGGUUACGCCAGCAGUUUUUCUGAUUAUUGAACUAGGAACAAACCAUGAACGUGUGUACCCGGCACCGGAAAAUGUCCUGACCUGUUCUGUAAGCAGUCGUGAGUCCCAGGAGGCGGUGGCCCAGCCCGGCCCAUCGCGGCUGCUGUGGGCACCCGACCUGUCGCGGUAAAGUGUCACAGCAACGUCUCUGGGAGAAAAGACUCACUGCAUCGAACCUGUUCUUGGGACUGCAUGAUCUCUAGUUUUGAAAAAACACCUUCAAGAGCACUGAUUUUUUUUAAAAAAUAUUUUUCUAUGAUGAAACACGGCGGCACUAAGAAAAGAGGUUUUAUUUUAUAAGCAAUCACGAGUGACCUCAGACGCGUUUUCUGAGUCAAUAUUUUAAUAAACAUACAGCAGAUAUUUCUGAGGCCGUGUGAAGAUGGUGCAUGUGGAGAUGUUCAUUCAGAUUGGCAUACAGCAGCGUGUCUGUCCAGUUCUGUCCGACUCAUUCUGGAUGUCGUGUUCCCAUUUGUUCGUGUCUGUAAUCACGUGGCAGUCCUCUCGAAGCGAGCAUUCUGUCUGACCCAAAGUUUAGAAAUUGCGUGAAAUACAGUGUAUACAAAUCUCCUCCCCGGUGUCUAACUCGUACGUGUCAGUGCUUUUCUGCACAAAGCCUAUCAAGUCAAUAAAAUCCUUUUAAUUUUCA
Molecule: messenger RNA, 2069 nt
Organism: Monodelphis domestica (gray short-tailed opossum)
Lineage: Eukaryota; Metazoa; Chordata; Mammalia; Didelphimorphia; Didelphidae
Gene: NIPSNAP2
Product: nipsnap homolog 2
Cellular component (GO): mitochondrion
Source: RefSeq, a predicted model, not a curated record